Cololabis saira (Pacific saury) is the source of this 1285-nucleotide messenger RNA. RefSeq names its product zinc finger protein OZF-like. Gene Ontology annotation, molecular function: DNA-binding transcription factor activity, RNA polymerase II-specific; RNA polymerase II cis-regulatory region sequence-specific DNA binding. The record is from RefSeq and is a predicted model, not a curated record. Gene Ontology annotation, biological process: regulation of transcription by RNA polymerase II. Bases 1 to 1194 code for a protein of 397 amino acids. The transcript has 5 exons. Lineage: Eukaryota; Metazoa; Chordata; Actinopteri; Beloniformes; Belonidae.
AUGUGUCAUAAUCAGUGUCUGUCAAGAUCAUUCAGUUUUCCUGCUGACCAUGGGGACGGGGACGACCACCCUCCGGACAGGUCUGCCUUGAAUGGCCAGGUGGAUGAGAAUCUCCUCAGCCUGAUUCUCCACUCGAAUAUCACUCUUUCUGAGGUUUCCAGAGGAGAGUUAGGAGGAUUCAACUCCGUGAGGCAAAGCUCCAAUCUUGUUGCAGCGGUCUCAGGACCUGAGGCCCGUAACACUGACACCAAGAAUCAUAAAGGAAGACCCAAAAGAUACUGCUGUGAUGAUUGCGAGAAAGUCUUCACCACUUCAUCAAACCUGAAGAUCCAUAAGAAAACUCACACUGGUGAUAAACCACAUAGCUGUGAUCAGUGUGGAGCGGCUUUUACCCAUAAAAGUCACCUAACGAGACACCGACGUAUUCACACUGGAGACAAGCCUUACAGGUGUGAUCAGUGUGGAGUUGCUUUUGCCCAGCAAGGUUAUUUGACGAUUCACCAACGUAUUCACACUGGAGACAAGCCUUACAGAUGCGAUCAGUGUGAGGCGGCUUUUGCCCGGCAAGAUGCUCUAAUUAAUCACCAACGUAUUCACACUGGAGACAAGCCUUACAGGUGUGAUCAGUGUGGUGCGGCUUUUGCCCAACAAUGUGAUCUAACGAGACACCAACGUAUUCACACUGGAGACAAGCCUUACAGAUGUGAUCAGUGUGGAGCGGUUUUUGCCCGGCAAGAUCAUUUGACGAGUCACCAACGUAUUCACACUGGAGACAAGCCUUACAGGUGUGAUCAGUGUGGGGCGGCUUUUGCCCGGCAAGAUCAUUUGACGAGUCACCAACGUAUUCACACUGGAGACAAGCCUUACAGAUGCGAUCAGUGUGGGGCGGCUUUUGCCGAGCAAGGUGCUCUAACGAAUCAUCAACGUAUUCACACUGGAGACAAGCCUUACAGGUGUGAUCAGUGUGGAAAGGCUUUUGCCCAGCAAGGUGCUCUAACGAAUCAUCAACGUAUUCACACUGGAGACAAGCCUUACGGGUGUGAUCAGUGUGGAGCGGCUUUUGCCCGGCAAAGUACCCUAACGACUCACCAACGUAUUCACACUAGAGACGAGCUUUACUGGUGUGGUCAGUGUGGAGCGGCGUUUGCCCGGCAUUGUCAUUUGACGAGACAUCAACGUAUUCACACUGGAUAAAAAGUGUACAUUUUUGAUCAGUGCUGAUGUCAUUUAUUUUGAGAGUUCAGUUAAAAGGCAGUUUAGUUAAUUUAGUUUUGAAAGAAAUAAU